AUGGCGAGAUUUUCUUUUGGUCUGUUAGAAGAGACUGAAAUACGGAAGCCUUCGAAAGUACGCAUGGUAUUCUUCAUAUUGUUUCUGCUGCUUCUUAUUCUGUCCGUAACCUUCAUUGCGCUGUAUUUUAAAGAGAAGACCAAAUCUACAGAUUCCUCUGAGAAGACCAAAUCUACAGAUUCCUCUGAGAAGACCAAAUCUACAGAUUCCUCUGAGAAGACCAAAUCUACAGAUUCCUCUGAGAAGACCAAAUCUACAGAUUCCUAUGAGAAGAUCAAAUCUACAGAUUCGACAUCUGAGACGACCAAAUCCACGUAUUCACCCUACACAUCUGAGAAAACCAAACCUACAACUUCGCCAUCUGCUGGGACAUGUCUUUCUCCUGCUUGUGCCACCAGUGCAGGUAUGUUAGGGCUAUUUUCAUUAUAUAGCCUCGCAGUGACAAGAUAG
Paramuricea clavata is the source of this 450-nucleotide messenger RNA. The record is from the annotation of a GenBank genome assembly. Lineage: Eukaryota; Metazoa; Cnidaria; Anthozoa; Malacalcyonacea; Plexauridae.